GUGGUUCGCAGACUAUAGAUAUUUUCGUUUCGAAAAAGCAAACGACACCCGAAUCAUAAACAUAUUUAUGUUUCAGGCCACCUACCUAUGCAUGCAUAAAUUUUUUUUUGUACCCUAGAGGUGGACAAAUAUCGGUUUGUUUUUUUUGAAGCGAAAUCGUCUUAAAAAUCUGGGGAUUUUUUUUUUGGGUUGGAAAACUGAUUUAGGUCGGUUUUAAAAAAACGGUAAAAAACCCGAUUUCAAUCUUUUACAAAACAUAUCCCCAAUGCACAGGAAAAAAAAAUAAUAAUAAAUUCCAGUUUACUCGGAAGUAAAAUUGAUCUGGUUCUCCCGUCUGUUGCCUCUGCUAAAUUUGCUUCCAUUAAUCUCAUGAACGGCGAAGAAACGGUGUAUCACUCCAAGGAUUUUGAUUGGGAGGAACUGAGGCAACGAAUCGAGAAUGAUCCUACCCUUCAGUAUCACUUCCUUCCCUUUACUAAUCAAUCUCUCUCUUCAUCUGCCCUAGACUCCCAAUCAUGGAACCACUUUCACGCUCGUCACUCUACCGGAAAAUUCUUCAAGGAGAGACGCUAUUUGUUGAAGGAAUUUCCUGAAUUAGCUUCUUGCGAGGAGCAUUUUAAGGUAUUGGAGGCAGGGUGUGGUAAUGGAAGUACUGCUCUACCAAUCUUACGUGGAAAAGAAAACAUCAUUGUAUUUGCCUGCGAUUGUAGCACAGAGGCACUUGACAGGGCAACCGAAAUCAUAUAUGCUUCCAAUCUGGUGUUGACUAAAAGUCGUUUUCGCCCUUUUUGUUGUGAUUUUUCUACGUCUCCAUUCCCUAAGUGGCUGAUUUGUGAUUCUUGCCGUGAAACUUCAUUGAUUAAAGACUUUGAUAAUGACAAAAGAGAUUUAAGUGAUAUUAUAAGUUCAUCAAAGGAAAGUGAGUGCUGCAUAGGUGGUGUGGAUUAUGUUACAUUGAUUUUCACCCUAUCGGCUGUACCAGUUGAUAGGAUGCCGAUGGCUAUUGCUGAGUGUUUUUCUGUUCUAAAACCCGGUGGAUUACUCUUCUUCAGGGAUUAUGGACUUUAUGACAUGACCAUGCUGCGAUUUGAGGCUGAUCAAAGAGUGGGAUUUAGGGAAUACAAACGAUCCGAUGGCACCCGUUCUUAUUUUUUUUCUUUAAAUACUGCCCGAGAUCUCUUCCUAGCUGCUGGUUUUAUCGAGGUUGAGCUUGAAUAUUGUUGUGUCAAGUCGGUGAACAGGCGUAAACAAAAGACAAUGCAUAGGGUGUGGGUUCAUGGAAAGUUCCAAAAACCAUUUUAAACCUCAUUUCACACUACACAUCAUUUUUAACAAAAUUGCAAAUCUUUAUUUUUAUUUAUUUGAUUCAUGGUGUAUUCGUGUACACACUCUAUUCCUCCUUAUUGUGGAGUAAGAAGGUACAUUCUACAAGCAUGGGAUUCUACUCUUGCUGAGAUAUGUUUCUUCACUGAUUUUCUAGUUGAAUGAGCCCACAAGUCACGAGCCUUCACAACUGUCGAUGAUUUGAGCCCGAUAUCUGACCAAUAAGCAGUAAUUUCACUUGUCGACCCUCCUCUAUUCCAUAGAAUUACAACUACUUUGUUAUGUGCAAGUGGGCCCGCCCACACCUACAAUUUAAACUAAGGUUAAAAACAUAACAAAAUCAACUCCUUCUUUAUGUUUUCAUGGGAAUUAAGUUUCAAUAGAG
This is a messenger RNA of Lactuca saligna, 1708 nucleotides long. NCBI's taxonomy places the organism in Eukaryota, Viridiplantae, Streptophyta, Magnoliopsida, Asterales, Asteraceae. The record is from the annotation of a GenBank genome assembly.